Messenger RNA from Carassius auratus (goldfish), 4191 nucleotides. Its product is annotated as carbohydrate sulfotransferase 7-like. The record is from RefSeq and is a predicted model, not a curated record. Gene Ontology annotation, cellular component: Golgi membrane. The transcript is spliced from 2 exons. Gene Ontology annotation, biological process: carbohydrate metabolic process; N-acetylglucosamine metabolic process. Bases 361 to 1635 code for a protein of 424 amino acids. NCBI's taxonomy places the organism in Eukaryota, Metazoa, Chordata, Actinopteri, Cypriniformes, Cyprinidae. Gene Ontology annotation, molecular function: chondroitin 6-sulfotransferase activity; N-acetylglucosamine 6-O-sulfotransferase activity.
UUAUUUUCUAAAACUUCUGAAGAGAGAAACUAAAAGGACAGUUAUAAUUUUUAUUAUAAUUGAUGUGUGAACAAAUCUAGCGCAAACGUUUUAAACGGUGCUCAUAUUUUGGUGUAGAUAUUAACACGGCUAUGUGAGUGUCCUCCGAACUAUCCAAUCACAAGCUUCUAAUGCGCAACUCCCACUAGCCAAUCCGAGGAUCCUGUCAUAGAAGGCGGGACUUGUCACAUUACGGCUGAGAAAAAAAAAGAUUCCACCCUCUUAACUUUACUGCUGUAACCAAACAGUAUUCGUCGAGGCAGGCGCCUCACUGGAGUAGAGCAGUUCGCUGAGAUCCGCGUCUCUCACUCCACUGAGGCCAUGAAGAGAAGGCUUCAGAAAAAAUACAUCAUCUUAAUUUUAGGAUACUCCGUGGCGCUACUUUUAAUUCCUUACGUACUAGAUUACCGGAGCAAAUCGCCCCACAUUAAAGAUGGAUACCAGCAACAAAAGUGUCCCGAUCUGGAGAGCACCAUCGCCCUGUGGAGGAGCACCAGAUCUGGCAACUCAACGGAGGUGGAGGACUAUGGCAACAGGAGUCAGUCCAGGACGCACAUAUACCUCCACGCAACCUGGAGGACAGGCUCUUCUUUUUUAGGAGAAUUAUUUAAUCAGCAUCCCGAUGUGUUUUAUUUAUACGAGCCCAUGUGGAAUAUAUGGCAGGCGCUUUAUCCGGGAGAUGCGGGUAGUUUACAAGGAGCAGUGAGAGACAUGAUGAACUCUCUGUUUAGAUGCGAUUUCUCCGUGUUAAAACUCUACGCAGGCUCGUCCAACAUAACCACCUCUUCUAUUUUCGGCUGGAAAACAAACAAGGUCAUUUGUUCCGAGCCUCUCUGCAAAGCGUAUAAAAAACACGAAAUUGGUUUAGUUCAAGGAGACGUUUGUAGCAAAUGCCGGCCCAGAGACCUCAAAGAGCUGGAGAAAGAGUGCAAAAAGUACCCGGUGAUGGUCAUCAAAGACGUGCGAGUUUUAGAUGUGGCGGUUCUGGUUCCCCUCAUGCGAGACCCCGCCAUCAACCUCCAGAUAGUCCAAUUGUUUCGCGACCCCCGGGCCGUGCAUAAUUCUCGGCUGAAGUCUAAGCUAGCGUUGGUAAAAGAGAGCAUUCAAAUGCUGAGGAGCAAGAAGCAGAGCGAUAAAUACAAGCGCCUUCUGGUGCCUAGCAACAGGGUCCACCGUGCAGAGAACUACGUCUCGAGCGCGAUGGAACUAAUAUGCGAUAACUGGCUCAACGACAUGUCGCUCGUAAUGAACGCUCCGCCGUGGGUAAAGAGAAACUACAUGCGGCUGAAAUACGAAGACCUGGUCCUCAGACCCGUGGACGAGCUCCAGAGGCUCUUCCGUUUCUCCAACCUCACCCUUUCUCCGGCCAUGGAGAAGUUUGUGGUGAACAUGACCCACGGACGGGGUUAUUCGUCGGAUAAACCUUUCCUCAUAUCAUCCAGAGAUGCCAAAGAGGCUAUUUACGCCUGGAAGGAAAGGCUGAAUGUGGAGCAGGUGAACCAGGUCGAAGCCUACUGCAGGGAAGUCAUGAGAGAGCUGGGCUAUCAGAAGAGGAACAUGGACAAGACCUUCAACCGCCAAAACAUGAGUUUAUGAAGCCUGAUGUGUUGGAGGAAAAGGAGGACCGAGGGGGAACAGCCGGAUAUGAAGCUACACCAGAAGGUAUGAAACACCGGUGGAGCUGCAUCCUGAGAUCUCCCUCACAGCGAGACGCAGAGUACACGACAGAAGAGAGACACUUACAAACCCAUUGACCUCAAAUAAUACUGACAAGAAUCAUGGAAGAAAAGACUAACAGUAACAAAGAGGAAACACGUUCAGCAGGAGAGAAUGAAAUGGCUAACAAAAGCUCAAUCCUGACUGUGACCCGACUGGCAGAUUUCGUCCUCCGUAAUCCCUGCCCAAUCCCCAGCAGUCCAUGAUCAGACACACAAGACCGAGUCUUUACGUGCACUCGUGCUGUUGCACAUACACUAGACCUGGAGACUGACAUCCCGUUGAGUGUUCGGUUCGCUGGGAGGAUUUCACAAUGAAAACAUUCCUAGUCAUUCCUGUAUUUAUCAACAACCAAUGAAAAGAGGAUUAUGCAUCAAGGGAGCUCCAGUGUCUCCUCCAAAACAAUUAAUGCUGGAACCCUUGAAGCACAAAGUGCAAUUCAAUGAACUGAAGAUGUAGAGGACGGAGAUCGAAUAAAUAAUUUUCCCCAAAGGAGAAUCAGACUUCUCUCCCCUAACUCGCAACACUGCUGCUGGUGUGAAAUUUCCCGGUUCCCUCUGGACAUCACCUGUUUGUUCUUUUUUGUAUGAAGUCUGCACUGCCUGGGCUGUUAGACUGUGCUGAAUGCUGUGUUCGGUUGUGUAUGAAGAGGACAGGAUUGCAAUUUGAAUAGUUAAUAGUUAAAUGGCUGGAAGGUCUCAUCUAAAACAUAAACACACAAUCAUUCUUUAAAGAUACAGGUGUUUUGUGCUCUAGGGGAAAUUCUAGAUGAUUAUCAUUAGUUCAAAGGGACAUCAGAUGCCCAUUUUCCACAAGCUGGUAUGUUUCUUUAGGGUCUUCAUGAACUGUCUGCAACAUACUUCAUCAAAAACAGCUCUGUUCACAAUGACCCUUUUUGGAGCAUGUCUCUUUAAAUGCUAAUGAGCUCUGCUCACCCCGCCCCUCUCUUCCAUGGAAAAGGAAAGGUGAUUUGCAAAUAAUCCCAAAAAUAAUGUUUAGGACUCACUUCUGCUUGAGGUGCAGUUGGAUCAUGAACAGUGGGUACUGGUCCAUCCUUGGGGUUGAACCUUUUAGCAAAACCCGCCUUGAAUUAUUGUCCCUCAUUCAGUAUUUGGAGUCUUUGUUUUCACUACAGCUGCUCAAGUGUGGCGAAAAGAGCGAACAGUGUAUUGGCUGAGCCGGAGAUAUGCUAAUAAUACAGGACAAUCCAUCAGAGGCCAUGGGCGGGGCUUGUACAAUAUGAUGUCAUAUUGCUCAGAAAAUCAAGGUUUUUUGGGGAUUAAACAAGUAGUGAAUGGAUUUCUAUCAUUGUAGGGUAGUUUUGUCCAUACAGUGCUAAAACAUGCGAUCACCAUGUAAAAGUGAAUUUUGCAUCAAUGUCCUCUUUAACAUUGUUUUGUCAUUUUAAACAUUUACUCUAAAUUAACGCGAACCAUCAGAAUUAAUAAAUGAACAAAUGUUAUUUAUAAAAACAACUUGUACAUACAUUUUUGUUGUAAACACUAGUUUUCUUGUUUUAUUAUUAUUCUUAUUAAAUGACAAAAUAAAUCAAAUACCUUUUUUAGGUAUUGCUACUGUAUCCCAAUUUGAUACUUGAUGGCUAUUUUUUUUAUAAAUGUACAAUUGUUAAUCUACAAUCCAUACCAGAGUUUUGUCACAGUGCGGUAUUUGGCAGGCUGUGUGCACCUUUAUGUAUAAUAAUAAUAUUGUCAAUAAUAGUAAUUAUUAUUAUACAUAAUUACACAGAUUCAAAUGGGAAAACUGACCAUUUUGGUGUUUUAAUAUAUCACAGACAAAAAUGGCAUUGAUUAUGGAUUUUUGUUGUUUGUUUAUAUACUGACAUGCAGAACAGCAAGUAAAAGAUGAAUGCUACAAGGAGAGAGUUACAGAUCCUGAAGGUACAAACAAGUCCAGCACAGUAAGUUCAAGGAUCAGACAUGUUAGAAGAGUGACUUCAUAGCCGGAUUACAUGUGAAUUCAGUCUUUUGCUACAGCUGGUUUAAGGUUCUGCUCCUCAAACCACGAUUGCCACGAAGCCCAUGAGGCUCAUUUGCUAGCCAAAAUGCCACAUAGUGCAGAUCUCCUUAAUUCAGGUCAGAUGUUGCACUGUUGUUUCCUCAAACAACUCAAAAAGCCCUGUUAGAAGGAAACAGACAGGCCCAAGUGCAGACAAUUGUAAAGGUCAAUUGAAUGGGAAGAGUGCAAAGUUAGUUUAUUGUGUUGAAUAUAAAUCAGAAUGAAUGAUGACUUAUUUCAAACAUCUGCAAGUUUGUUAUUAACUUGAAUCCUGGACUUCAUUGACUUGUAUUUGUAAAAAAAUUCAUUUCUAGACAGGAAUGAUGGAAGGAAUGUGUAUUUGGCGGUUACUGGCACUAGGCCAUACAUUUACUGUAUUAACAGGUCAACAUCAUGCCAAACACUUCAGAUUCUUGAUUU